Molecule: messenger RNA, 4229 nt
Organism: Sesamum indicum (sesame)
Lineage: Eukaryota; Viridiplantae; Streptophyta; Magnoliopsida; Lamiales; Pedaliaceae
Source: RefSeq, a predicted model, not a curated record
CUCUGUUCUCUUUUCCUUUUCCACGUAGAACAACUCUUUUGUCUUCGCUACUGCACACACCGGAAAAGUACAAACUGAAAGCCGCGCCGCCUCUCUCCUUUCCAGUCUGCCGCUGCCCUCCGUCCAAGCACAAAGUUUCUUGAUUAGGCUGGUGGUGUUGCUUGAUUUCCAAACCUAGUGUUCGUUGAUUCAUGUCAGUUUUGACUAACCUACAAAGUUGAGAGAACAGAGAAGGGCUCGUCGGGGCACUUGACGCCGCUGAGAAGACUUUUGAAUUCAAAAUCCAAGUUUUGGGAAGAUUAAGUGUUUAUGUAUACAAGCUGACUACAAUACGUUGUUGAGAAAUUAUCAUCAUAGAAGUAGUAGAUAUGGUUGUUAAUGGGAGGAAAGCUGGGGUCUCAACAGCUGCACCACACGAACUUAAUGUGCGGAAAUUUGCAGAGUCUAGAGCUGCGGAGCUCAUGGGCCUGCACUCUCUUAUUGCUGAACGUCUGGAAAACAAUUUUCGGUCCCAAAGGAACAAGAGGAGGAGAACUACAGGUCACGAUGAUAGGGUAGCAAAAAAGAAGUUUAGGAAGAGAAGAAGAGUUGCAGCAGAAGAUAAGGGUAAAAUUGAUUCUGUCAGUAAAGAUGAAAAAAAAAAUUCUCGUCGUGUUCGAAGAAAUGUCGAACUUAAGAAGAAUCCGUUGAGUGGAUUUGGUACUUCAGGGGAUGGGACCAAGAGACUAAGAACACAUGUAUGGCACGCAAAACGGUUCACAAUGACAAAACUUUGGGGAUUCCACAUUCCUGUUGGCCUGCAUGGCAGAGGAAGAGGUUCAAGGGCUCUCCUGAAAAGAUUAAAACACGGAGUACUUGUGCAUGACGCAAGUUAUUAUGGCUGUGUCCAGCUUGAAGGUCCAGAGGACAUGCUGGUGUCAGUUCUGAGUGCUGUGUUGAUGCCUUCUCCAUCAGCAUGCUCUCAAGGAGUUUCACAUGAUAUUCUUGCUGGCACCAUAUUGGGAACUGCUAUGUACAUGUGGCGACCUGUGCAGCAGAUCUCUACUAAUACAGGAGAUGUUAGCGUAGACGACUUUCAUGGAGAGCAAAACAUGGAUGAUAAUACUAUUAUCCGCCAGGUUUGGGUGUGGAUACAUGCUGCUGCUUUUCAAGAAGCAUAUGAUGCUUUGAGUUCUGCCGUUGAAAGGAAGACAGAUAAAGCUCAAUCAGCUCGUUUUGUUACUCGUGAGGGGCAGCUUGCAAAACUGGAACUGAUGGGAUCAAAAGUAUUUCAAUUGCUUCAAAAGACACUGCUUCCUGCUAGCGGUAGUUCUGAGAACACUUGGCAUCUGAAGACAUGUUCAGUUGAUAAGCAUGAUGAUUUCGGCGAAUCAGAGAAGACAUCCAUUUUUGAGAACAGCCAGAUUUCAUCUUCUGCAGUUGUUUCAUUGGUUGUGAAGGACCCCCGUGCAUUGACUAAAAAAGGAAAUGUGAUUGUUUCUGGACAAAAUCCACUUGGUCUAUUAAGUAAUGAAGAAUGUCAAAUUAAGGAGCAAACUGUUCCAUCAUUCCCUAAGCAUGAGGCCGAGUGUGCAUGUGAGGACAAUGAUUUGUGGGAUACCAGCAAAGGGGUAUGCCCUCCUGUGGAAGAAAGUUUUCUCUCUACAGAAAAGUAUCAUCAGCAUAAGGAGUUUAUUUGCCUUGGUCAUAAAAGCUCAGAGCCUCAAAAUGCUUCUGUUGAUGGAAAAUACUCUUGGGUGUGCCCUAUUUUGCUAUUCAAAAAUGAGGAGCAUGAAGACUCAAUCACAAGGUACAAUACAAUUAAUCCUUCAAUUUCUGCUUCAAUAAUAAACUGGAAUACGGUGUGUGGGUAUGACCUUGUGGAAGAAAAGAAGUCAUAUGCAGAUCAAAUCCUUCUAAGCAAAAGAUCUAAAAUUUCUCCACAACAACUGCUAUGCACUAUAAAGGGAACGCGGUUCUGUUUGCUCUGGUGUUCCAUUAUUCUCCCUCUGAGUUGGGUUAAAGCAUUUUGGCUUACUUUUUUGUCCAAUGGUGCUCAUGCCAUAGGUUUAAGAGAGAAGCACUGGGUUGCUUGUGAGCUUGGUUUGCCGCACUUUCCCUCAGACUUUCCCGAUUGCAAUGCAUACUCUAAUGUUAUGGCAAUCGAGGCAGCUGCACUUAGCCAAAAAUCAAGGCUCCUUCCUCCUUCUAAAAGGCCACUGGAAGUUCCAAUAGCACCUCCUUGGGAUUGUGUGCAACUAACUUCUGGAAGAAGAUUGAGUGAAGUAGGAAAUACAGGUAGCCAAGUAGAAGAACUUGGCACACAAGAUGAAAAAAUUGACGUGUCAAAAAGCUUUAGCUAUGAAAAAUUGGAGACCAGCAAUUCUGAUUGUCAUGGUGUUCCAUUUGAGGGCAUUAUAGCAAGGACAUCCAGUAUGCUGAAUGAUUUCUUGAACAUCAGUGGUGAUCAUUUGCUUUUAUUUCCAAAAAUUCAUAAUCAGAAGAGUUGCUUGUAUAAAUUAAUGAAGGACGAAGAAUUUCUCAAAGCAGACACUACCAUAUCAGAAUUGCAGUGUGGCAAAACACAGUGCUAUAUCCGAGUUCUUCUGCGUGCUCAUAAGGAAGGUGUUUUUGAACAAGGAGCAGUUGUAUGUGCACCCCAUGUUGCUGACAUAAUGUUGUGGACAGCCAGAUCACAAAGUGACAACCAACAACUUCAAAUCCCUCAGUCUUCAUUAAAAUCAUACUUUCUGCAGUUGCCAUCUGGUAAAUGGGAACUUCAAAUACCUGAGGAUCCGACUCUCCAUGAGACCUUUAGGUGGCCGAUUGGCUUUAUUACGACCGGUUUUGUUCGGGGAAGCAAAAGGGCAACCGCAAGCGCCCUUUGUGAGGCCAGCUUACUCUCUGGGCUUCGGAAGGAACAAUGGAAGGCUUUACCUGUGAGGCAGAGGAGGAAGGAGAUAUAUGUUCUGGUCAGGAAUCUGAGGUCCACAGCCUACAGACUUGCUCUCGCGACCAUUGUUCUUGAACAACAGGAAGAAGAUGUCAAAUUCAUGUGAUCUCUUGUCAGCACUUGCCUGCAUAUUUACAUUGAUUAUGAGUGUUAGUGAACUCGUCAGGCAAUUCGAUAUUUGGUGAGGUUUGGGAAGAAAUGAUUCCAUGAUGUGCAGAGUACUUCCGUAUUAGCAGAGAUCUGCAGAUUGGAAGGACAUUUUUUAUAUGCAAGGUCGUAGUCCAGCCCCUAUUGAGGAUGAACACGCCUGCCUAUAUGAAGAUCAACCCGCCCAAUACAAGAGCUGGAAAGGCAUAGAGGGUGUGUUACAAUAUGCACGCCCAUGUUUCAGAGUGUGCAGUAGGUUUCUAGUAUCUUGCGAGAGAAAUUGGCAUUAUUUAAGAAUCUUUGUGGUCUAAGGAAGUAAUUAAUUCACCUUCAUUGAUUGAAUGAUCAAUGACUAUAUCAACAUGUUCUUGCGGAAUUCUUCUCCAGAUGAAUCUGUUUGUCUGAUUGCUACUUGCCUCAUGAUGAGCUGAAUUGUUGAUUAGGAUUGCAAGGUUGGAUAAUAGAAAUAAGGUAAUUACUAGUAUUCCUAGUUUUUAAAGGAAUGACACCCGAUGCUCGUUGAUUUGCCUAAAUGACUUGUAGUGUUGUUUUUGGCGCUGUGGUUAGGGGCUAGGAGAUUAAGAAAGUUGGGUAAAGGUAAAUUUCAUUAGUAAAAGUGAGUGAUACAAUGUUGAUACAACAAUAGGAACCUGUAUUCAUAGCUAGGCUAAUCGGCUAAGUACCAAGGAGAACAUGGCCUAGAGCACGGCUGUGUUGUGGCCCCUGUAACACAUUGUUUAAUCUUGCCAGGCUAUUUUUCCAAGCUCUAAAUGCAUAAACCACCUCUAAGGAUGUGGGACUGUAUUGUACAAGAAGCCUAUGUCUAACCUGCUAUGCAACAAGUUCAGCGAUGCCUCUGGUUGUGUUUUGAAAGAUGCUGCAGUUUCUUUGCCGCUAGAGAUGAUUGCCUAAGGACACACGUGCUGCCCGGUUCGCAGCAUUCACCAAGUGUUUAGCUCUCCAUUUUCUGGCAGCCUAUUGAGAAAGUUAUGGUUCUAUUACUCCAAUCGCUUCUCUUGUCCUAAUUCAAGUUAGUUUUUCUAGUUACCUCUUCCUCUUCUCCAUUGCAAUUCUUUCUGCAUAACCUCAGGAAAUUCAUUAAAGAGGACCUGAAAUUGAAAUAACUCUGCUACAAAUUUCAAGGGCACAA